Messenger RNA from Alosa alosa (allis shad), 3724 nucleotides. It is a transcript of the gene usp25, whose product is annotated as ubiquitin specific peptidase 25. The record is from RefSeq and is a predicted model, not a curated record. The transcript has 27 exons. Lineage: Eukaryota; Metazoa; Chordata; Actinopteri; Clupeiformes; Clupeidae. Bases 160 to 3675 code for a protein of 1171 amino acids. Gene Ontology annotation, molecular function: protein binding; cysteine-type deubiquitinase activity; cysteine-type endopeptidase activity. Gene Ontology annotation, biological process: protein deubiquitination; regulation of protein stability. Gene Ontology annotation, cellular component: nucleus; cytosol.
CUGCCAACUGCAGUUAUUUUCCCCUCAUGACUGCAUUUCCCAUGGCGCCCGCUACUGCUGAUAAGUAGGGGGACAUAUUAGCUACGUAUUUUAGUUAUUUAAACUACACAUUUUACACCUGAUUUUAAUUAAUUUAUUUUUUAAUAAUCGCAACCGGCCAUGACCGUGGAGCAGAAUGUCCUCCAGCAGCAUUCGCAGAAGACACUACUGAACCAGCUGAAGGAAGUGACCGGAACUACAGACUCCCAGCUCUUGCAGCAGGCCCUGCAGGUCAGCAAUGGUGACCUGGCAGAGGCAGUAGCCUUUCUGACGGAGAAGAACACCAAGGCCCCUCACCUGAGCGAGACCCCUCAUCUGAGCGAGACCCCUCACCUGAGCGAGACUACCUAUUACCAGACCGCGCAGAUCAGCAAUGACCGCUACAUCAGCGUGGGCAGCCAGGCAGACACCAACGUGAUCGAUCUGACGGGAGACGAUAAAGAUGACCUGCAGAGGGCCAUCGCUCUGAGUCUGGAGGAGUCCAACAGGGCCUUCAGGGAGACCGGCAUCACCGACGAGGAGCAGGCCAUCAGCAGGAUACUGGAGGCCAGUAUAGCAGAAAACAAGGCCACUCUGAAGAGGUCACACGCUGAAGUAUGGAGGGACUCUCCGAACCCCUACGACAGGAAGAGGCAAGACAGCUGUCCUGUAGGGCUGAAGAACGUGGGCAACACCUGCUGGUUCAGUGCAGUAAUACAGUCCCUGUUCAACUUGCUGGAGUUCCAGAGGCUAGUCCUUCACUACUCCCCACCAGCACACGCUCAGGAACAGCCACGCAAUCAGAAGGAGCGCAGGAACCUGCCCUUCAUGCAGGAGCUACGGAACCUCUUCUCGCUGAUGGUGGGCUCCAACAGGAAGUAUGUGGACCCCUCCAGAGCCGUGGAGAUCCUGCAGGAGGCGUUCCAGUCCUCCGAGUCCCAGCAGCAGGAUGUGUGUGAGUUUACGCACAAGCUGUUGGACUGGUUGGAAGACGCAUUUCAGGUGAAGGCUGAAGAAACGAGAGAAGCCAAAGAGCCCAAGAACCCGAUGGUGGAGCUGUUCUACGGCCGGUUUGUGGCCGUGGGAGUUUUGGAGGGUAAGAAGUUUGAGAACACGGAGAUGUUUGGCCAGUACCCCCUGCAGGUGAACGGCUUCAAGGACCUGCACGAGUGCCUGGAGGCCGCCAUGGUGGAGGGAGAGAUCGAGUCCCUGCACUCUGCCGACAACACCGCCCGUUCUGGACAGGAACACUGGUUCACAGAGCUGCCUCCGGUCCUCACCUUCGAGCUGUCCAGGUUUGAGUUCAACCAGGCCCUCGGCCGCCCAGAGAAGAUCCACAACAAGCUGGAGUUCCCCCCAAUGCUCUACAUGGACAGGUACAUGGACAAAAACAGGGACAUCACGCGGAUUAAGCGUGACGAGAUCAGACGGCUGAAGGAGCACCUGACCGUCCUGCAGCAGCGGCUCGAGAGAUAUCUGAGUUAUGGGUCAGGACCCAAGAGGUUUCCACUGGCAGACGUCCUGCAGUAUGCGCUGGAGUUCGCCUCCAGUAAGCCCGUCUGUACCUCCCCAGUGGACGACAUUGACUCGACCGCUCCCUCUGCUGGAGCAACAGCAAAACAGCCACCCUCAUUCACAAGCCCAGCGGAGCAAGGUGCCUCUGGGUCCGUAGAUGGCGCUGCCCCCACUCUGCAGCAGAAGACGCCCCCCUACAAGCCUUUCACACAGUCCUGCCUGCCCCCCAACCUGCCCAUGCACCCCGCCCCGCGCAACAUCACCGCUGACGAGCUCAACGUGCUGGAGGGGUGCCUGCACCGCUGGAGGAGUGAAGUGGAACCCGACGAGAGGGAUCUCCAGAGCAGUAUAUCACGGAUCCACAGGACCAUUGAGCUCAUGUACUCGGAUAAAAGCAUGACGCAGGUGCCGUACCGGCUGCAUGCUGUGCUGGUGCACGAGGGGCAGGCCAUCGCCGGCCACUACUGGGCGUACAUCUUUGACCCGCGGCAGAACGGCUGGAUGAAGUACAACGACAUCUCCGUCACCAAAUCGUCCUGGGAAGAGCUCAUGAGGGACUCGUUCGGCGGAUACCGCAACGCCAGCGCAUACUGCCUCAUGUACAUCAACGACAGGAAACGCUUCCUUAUAGAGGAGGAGUUUGACGUGGAGACGGGCCUGAUGGUGACCGGCCUAGCUAAGCUCCCAGUGGACCUGCAGGAGUAUGUGAAGGAGGACAAUGUGCAGUUUGAGCGCGAGCUGAAGGUCUGGGACAUGCUGCAGGCCCGCAAGGCUCAGCAAGAGAAGCAGGCCCUCGCCUCUGCCACCACCCUCGCCUCCGCCACCACCACCCCCGCGGCACCACCCGCUGGCACGGAGACCAAGGCAGCAGGGGGAGACGGCACAGAGACGCCACAGGCCAACACCACAGCUGCAGCCCAGCUGCCUGACCCUGAGUACAUGGAGCAGCAGUCGCCCACUGACGACUCCAGGCAUCUGAGGGAAGAGACCGAGAGGGCCAUUGCUACGGCAGUCGCAGAACACAGCACCCAGGGCCCCGAAGUCCUGCUCAAUGCGGCCCCCCCCCCACCUGCCUCUUGCCCCCAGUCCUCCCCUUGCCCCGCUGUGCAGGGGUGGGCAGAUGCCCCCUGCUCUCCCUCCCAGGUAGUGGAGAUGGCCACCCCUCAAGUAGGAACCAGCCUCACUGAGACAGAGGAGGAGGGGUACGAUGAUGAGGCUGUGCUGACUCCGAGUUUGCAAGGUGUUAUUAUGGCUGUUGGCAAAACCAGGAAAAUAUUUGACAAGUACGGCCCAGAGACGGCCUUCUUUAAGGCCAUCGAGGUGGAGUACACACGUCUGCUGAGGUUGGCUCAGGAGGACACCCCCCCGGAGCGAGACCACCGGAUGCAGCACGUCAUCGUCUACUUCAUCCAGAACGAGGCCCCGCAGAAGAUCCUGGAGAGGACACUGCUGGCGCAGUUUGCAGACCGUAACCUGGGCUUCGACGAACGGUGCAAGAGCAUCAUGCAGGUGGCUUGUGUGAAGCUAAAUCUGAUCACACCGGAGGAGGUCAACAUGCAAGAAUAUGAGAUGUGGCACCGCGAAUAUCAGAAGUUUCGGGACACGACAAUAUAUCUGAUGAUUGGCUUGGAACUCUUCAAGAAGGAAAACUAUGUGGAGGCCCUAGUAUAUCUCAUCUAUGCGUUCCAGUUCAACAAGGAGCUUCUGUCGAAAGGUCAAUACCGGGGUCACGAUGAGAAGGUCAUUGCCCAUUAUCGCAGGGAGUGUCUGCUGAAACUGAACGAGCAGGCGGCGCGGCUGUUUGAGUGUGGGGAGGAGGCGGCGGUGGUGUCGGGGCUGACCAUGAUGACGGAGCUGGUGGUGCCCUGCAUCCCUCUGCUGCUGCUGGAGCAGGUGGAGGAGAAGGAUGUGGUCGCCGUGGAGGACAUCCGCAACCGCUGGUGCUCGUACCUGGGCCAGGACAUGGAGGCGCGGCUGCAGGAGAAGCUGACGGACUUCCUGCCCAGGCUGCUGGACUGCUCCACGGAGAUCAAGGGCUUCCUGGCCCCGCCCACACUGGGCACGUACUGCACGCAGGAGCUGUGUGAGCGAUUCGGACGCGUCAUGGCUGCCCUCAGUCGCAUCCCCGCAGACGGCAGAUGAACCCUUCGCCCAGCCCGCGCGCACACACACACACACACACACACACACA